UUCAGUGAGCUUUUUUUGCGGGUUUUAUACAGUUUUCAUUGGCGCAUUCCCUCCGUCCGCCGACUCUUUGGAAUGAACCGUUUCCCCGUCGGCGUCGUGUCCAUGUCAGCAUGGGAGCUGCCGUGUCCAAAAGGAAGAAUUUAAGAAACGAUGCGAUAUCCUCUGUGGCGGCAAAAGUUAGAGCAGCGCGAGCAUUUGGAGAGUACCUGUCCCACACACACCCUGAAAACCGAAACGGAUCAGCUCAUCUUCUGUGUGAAACCUUGGUGGGUCCCGACCCGGAGUCGCCAAGUGACACGAUUAGCCCCAACAACAACAACCACCUCCGUCCCUGUUCCAACACCACCAAGGGCUGUGAGGACAAACGGGAGGCCAGCCUGCUGAAACCCCCACUGGGCUUACUCCAGCCUCCGCCCCCUUGUAUCACCAUCUCGACCAAAGCAUCGCGACUGUCCCUCGAGCGUAGCUUCUCAGCGGAGGAAGACCAGCAGAAGUGCGUUGAGUGCACCCUGCAGCCUGCUCGCGUGUACACCAUCACCACCCAGCGCGGUAUGCUGAUGAGCAGCGGCCGGGGCAGCAAGGAGAGCCUCGAACUGGACGUCCUGAAGGAGAAGUCGGGGAGUGGCGGGCUGGGAUCCAGAGGUGGCUUGAUCCAGCCCUCCACGUCCCCUUCCUCCACCUCAUCGUCUCCAACUCAGCACCACCACGCCAGCAGCGGUCGCGGCACCAGCCACCAUCACAGAAACCACCACGACACUCACCACGGGAACCACCACCACCACGGCGCCCCGGGCACCAAUGCACCCUCCGGUGGUGGAGGAGGGAGCGGAGCAAGCGGAAGCAGCAGCGGCGGCAACCUGCAGCAGUCUUUAUCCGUCGCCGGAUCCCACUCCCACCAUGGAACACACCACCACGGCCACCACCACCACCUGUCUCAACCCCCGCUGCAGACCUCCGUCAGCGCCCACAACAUCCGCGGCUGGGGCGAGGGCGGAAAAGGGGAGGCAGAGUGCAGCGGGCUGGCCUGUGAGUCAUGCAGCGGCGCCCCCUCGCGAAGCCAAGGCUCCCUGGACCUGGAGAGCGCAAACCGAGAGGCAGGCAAGCAGCACCGGCGCCUAGAGCGGAUGUGGAGUGUGGACCGGGUGACUGGGCUGGAGAGAGAUGACACCAACUGGUUCCCAAAGGAAAAUAUGUUCAGCUUUCAAACUGCCACAACAACCAUGCAGGCGUGAGUGACUUUCUGGGGAAUUGUGCUGAUACAAAAGCGAGAGAGGGAGCGGGAUUCGGUGGAAGUCAUCCAGAGGAACUUCCGGAAGCAUCUCCGGAUGGUGGGCAGCAGGAGGAUGAAAGCACAGACAUUCGCUGAACGUAGAUCGCAGAGUUUCAGCCGUUCCUGGAGUGACCCCACCCCUGUCAAGGCUGACUCUCCUCAUGACCCCAGAGACAGUGGAGACAUGCAGGCCUCCUGUAGUACCUUGGAUGAAGGGGGCCUGGAUGAUAAUAUAGACUGGGAGGAGGAGCGGGAGAUGGAGAGGCUGGCCUGUGAAGGAGACGACUUUGUACCUCCCAAAAUCAUGCUGAUCUCUUCUAAAGUCCCAAAGGCAGAGUACGUUCCCACUAUAAUUCGCAGGGAUGACCCCUCCAUCAUCCCCAUCCUCUACGACCAUGAACACGCUACUUUUGAUGAUAUUUUGGAGGAAAUAGAGAAGAAGCUCACAGCUUACAGGAGAGGAAGCAAGUUCUGGAGGAUGCUCAUCUUUUGUCAGGGAGGCCCCGGUCACUUGUAUUUUCUGAAGAAUAAAGUGGCAACAUUUGCUAAGGUGGAAAAGGAGGAGGACAUGAGCCAGUUCUGGAGGAGGCUGAGUCGCUUCAUGAGUAAAGUCAACCCCGAACCCAACCUGAUCCACAUCAUGGGCUGCUACGUCCUGGGCAACCCCAACGGAGAGAAGCUGUUCCAGAAACUGAAGAAUCUGAUGAGGCCUUAUUCUGUCGAGUUUGAGUCGCCGCUGGAGCUGUCUGCUCAGGGCAAAGAGGUGAUUGAGAUGUACUUCGACUUCCGCCUCUACCGGCUUUGGAAGACUCGGCAGCACUCCAAACUCUUGGAAUAUGAGGAAUUCUUGUGACGAAAAAACACGGAUAACGGGAGAAGCGGAGCGCUACAAUGAAAAUAGAACUGAUCCGAUAAGUGAACAUUGUUCCACUAUAGUGCUCGACCCACCAACUCAAUACUACCAGUCAUGCCUGCAUUCAUCCAGGAGAGGACAGGGAGGGGAGGAAGGAGGAUGGCAGGCAGGACAAGGUGGCUGAAGACCAACUCAAUGAUGCUGUGUGCCUCCGCUCCUCCUCAUUUUCAGAGUAAGGAUCAAAGACUCACAAAAAGGGCAGAAAAAAAAUACACAUUAAAGAAAAAAAUGAAGAAGAAGCAGAGACAACUGGACCGUCUUCAUCUUAGUCACCGACUCCCUUUGCUUCUUGAGUUUGAAAGCAAAAGGAGGAUAAAAAAAAUUCCAAUGUGUAAAAAAAUAUAUAAUUUUCAUCACACCUCUGUUGCAAAAACACACUUUGAGGCUGCUGUGCUUCACUGAAACUCAUUCUGCCAUAAUGUGGUUCUGUGUUUUCACUGGACCUCUCAGAUGCUCCCAGACCCCAGAGACAUACAUAUAUAUAUACAUCCAUAAAUAAUAUCAUAUGUCGAUGUGUGUGUAUAUAUCACAUGAAUAUAUUAGCAUAGCUUCUGUCAUGCAAAUAAUACAUGAGGAUAAUAAUAAUGCAUCAUUUAUUUUUGAUGUGCAUUGUUGUGCAGUUUCAUAUGAAAAUACUUUGGAAUAACUCAGGUUUUAGCCAUGAAGUAAAUAAUCUGUGUGUCUAUUCUAUCAAGAUAUUGUAAUCUUCAUCGCCAUCGCUUGGAAUGAAUGUAUUCGCUCUCCAGAAAUGUAUCUUCGGUUUGAGAAAUCCAGCUUCAUGUUUUGGUUUUUUUUUAAAAGAAGAGACAAAAGUGCUGAUUUUAUGUGCGUGUGUGUGUGUGUGUAUUCUCCAUGUCAAAGAAAUUAUAAUAAUCAUGCAAAUGUGUGUAUUUCUCUUUCUGCACCUGCAAUGGGAGGGGGGGGGGGGGGUUAUCACCUUUACACCCCCAUUUUCUCCCUUUCCGUCAAACUCUCAAAGACAGUCUCGCGUGAUUACUGAUGUCAAGAGGGAUGUAACAGCCAUCCAAGUGCUCCUGCCACUCCAGUGAAGGAGUUGCCCUAUUGAUCCCGCCUCCUCUUUUGCAGAAGGUUCAGGCCACUUAGUCUCGGCCUUGUCACUGGCGCCAGCUGCUCUCACUUCCUGCCAAACACUCUUGGCUUCUCUUGAUGGCAGCCAAACGAGCUUCCGCCACCGCUCACUUCACUGGGCUGGGAUCCAGUCUGAAGGACCGGAGUUCUCCCAAUGAAAGCGAUCAGCCAGAGGUUUAAGCUGUUAACAGCUGCCCUGCCAGGUGUCAGGUCGUUAAAAGGACAGACAUAUUUAGACUGCAGUGCCAAACUACAAAGGUCAGCUCAGAGGCCGGUGAUGAGUUGUGAGUGAGGAGUCAGUGGGUGACAGCAACCACUGGUCACCAGAAAUAGAAUGCAGUUUGCUGAAUAGAAUAUCAGAUGAACUGUGGCCAGACACAGAGCUGCACACUCACUCACUCACAAAGGGACGCAGACACUGAUCACAUAAUCCUCCUUUAAUAAUAAUUUAAUUUGCUUUAUGUAAUGACAGCUAAAGUGGGAGAGGGACACUCAAAGCGCAAAAAAGUCUUCACAGUUGAUUUCUCAGGUAAACCUAAGAAAUUAGCUGAUCCCACAGUAUUGUUUUUGUGUGCUUUUGGAGUGCUGCAAUCCCAAAAGUCUUUAAGGUUACAUUCUACUUUUUUUAAUGCUGAAAUUUGAGCCGUAAUCUUUUCAAAUGUGGCAGCAAUCCAAGGAGACAUUGCUAAGUCCCGCCAUGGCUCACUGCUCGGCCAAUCACAGCAGUGUCCCACAAUGACAACGGACCCUGAAUGUCAGCGAAACAUGCGGCCGAUUGUGAGUUUAGAACCAGUCAGGUGAUGUGUGUCCAGAUAGUUUACAGGGAGCACGAGGAAAAACAUUUUUAGGUUUUCAUAGAUUUCAGUGGCCCCAACAUUAUGCAUUUCACACACAAACGUAUAAAACACAGACAAGUGUUGAUCCUCUCCACCUGUGUAUGGUAAAUACUUUUCCAUUCAUCAUUAUUUGUGAGGAUGAGUUAAUAUUUGGAGCAUUAUGUGCAGGCUUUUUGUGUUUAAGUCAACCAGUCUCACUGGAAAGCUCUCCAUCUCUUUGCGAGCAGAAGUCUGGUUGCCGUUGCCGUUGCCCUCUCUCUGACAUUGCAGUGUUGGCCUUCAGUUGGUCUGGCACAGACGAGUACUCUCUCAGCCUGAGUCACGCACGGCUUGUUUUCACUCCAGAUUUAAAAUCCGGCAGUGUCAUAUCAUAGAGCCAUUUUGAUUCCAGCAGAAGCAUUAAACUGCCAAAUUCUCAAAGAAGUUGCACUCAACAGCUGCGACGCUUCGUGGAUUAUGUGUUUCGGAACUUUACACCCUGGGUUAAUUUUCAGAUCAGAAACACGGAGACUGGUUUGUGAUGUGAUGGAUUCAAUUCAUUCGAGAAAGUGUUUUUCUUGUGCCAUAGAAAACAUCACAACAAAUAUAUCAUAUCCAGUCUAUAAAGAACUUACUGGUAAUUAAACCUCCGUUUGAAUGGACUGGGCUGAACUGACUGUGUGAAGGGCACGCUGACUCAGGAGUUUGAGAGAGCUUUCUUGUUUUCUUUUUCAGCAGAAAAAAAGAAUUACUGGAAAUCUAAUUAAAGAUGCAAAUGUGUCUACUCGUC
Messenger RNA from Pseudoliparis swirei, 4877 nucleotides. RefSeq names its product NMDA receptor synaptonuclear signaling and neuronal migration factor a (gene nsmfa). Gene Ontology annotation, biological process: regulation of neuronal synaptic plasticity; positive regulation of neuron migration. The transcript is spliced from 15 exons. The record is from RefSeq and is a predicted model, not a curated record. NCBI's taxonomy places the organism in Eukaryota, Metazoa, Chordata, Actinopteri, Perciformes, Liparidae. Gene Ontology annotation, cellular component: nucleus; cytoplasm.